Molecule: messenger RNA, 654 nt
Organism: Equus quagga
Lineage: Eukaryota; Metazoa; Chordata; Mammalia; Perissodactyla; Equidae
Gene: WFDC5
Product: WAP four-disulfide core domain 5
Exons: 4
Coding region: 117-488 (123 amino acids)
Cellular component (GO): extracellular region
Molecular function (GO): peptidase inhibitor activity
Source: RefSeq, a predicted model, not a curated record
UCCAUCCACCCCUUCUUCUUCCUCCCCUGACUCAGCUGCUCUAGCCUUCCUGGAGCUGCAGGUGUUAAUUUAGGGGCCCCUGGGCCCUGACCUUAUUAGAUACUGGCAGCAGAACCAUGAGGGCCUGGAGCCUCCUCCUCCUGGUGGCCUUCCUGGCUUUGGGGAGCCAGCUGCCUGCUGCCUUGGGCAGCAGGAAGAGAGAGAAAUUGGGGGGCUGUCCACCGGAUGAUGGGCCAUGCCUCCAAUCGGUGCCGGACCAGUGCAUGGACGACAGCCAGUGUCCCUCAAGGAUGAAGUGCUGCUACCGGGCUUGCUAUCGCCAGUGUGUCCGUCUGGUCUCAGUCAAGCAGGGCAGCUGCCCCAAGGACCCCCUGCGCUGCCUCAGCCCCAUUCAGCACCUGUGCCACCAGGACUCAGACUGCCGGGGCUCCAGCCGGUGCUGCCUCGGCGCCUGCGGCCGGGACUGCCGAAACCCUGUCAAAGGCUGAUUCUGGUUUAGGAUCCAUGGCUCUGAACCUCGGGUUGAUGUUCCCAGCAGCAAAAGAUGAUGAUGACGGGCUUGGGACCCUGCCACCCAGGCCGCACUCUCUCUGCCAGCGGCCGUUCCAACCUUCCGAUAAACUGAUCUGGAGUCAUUCCUCCUGCAACCCCCCC